Molecule: messenger RNA, 5805 nt
Organism: Aureobasidium subglaciale EXF-2481
Lineage: Eukaryota; Fungi; Ascomycota; Dothideomycetes; Dothideales; Saccotheciaceae
Exons: 2
Coding region: 1-5805 (1934 amino acids)
Biological process (GO): phosphorelay signal transduction system; peptidyl-serine phosphorylation
Cellular component (GO): nucleus; cytoplasm
Molecular function (GO): protein serine/threonine kinase activity; ATP binding
Source: RefSeq, a predicted model, not a curated record
AUGUCCGACUCUCCAAACCCGGCACUGCUGGCUCCGCCUGCCAUUAUCGCGUUGAAAGAGGAGGCCGCCACGACAAAGGACUCUGAGUACAGAGGUACAAUGGAGAGAACCGUCAGCAUGGACAUCAGAGAGGAACGCGAUGAUCUCAAACGCGCUGCCGAACAGUCUCUCAACGCAAUCAUGGAUCUCAAUCUCGACGGAUCUAUUCGCUGGGCAAGUCCCUCAUGGAAGGACCUCAGCGGUGUCGAUCCAGAGUCGAUAGUUGGGAAGACCAUGUCCGAUAUUAUUGUCGACCACAAGAACAUUUUCACAGAUGCCAUGGCUCUCAUGCAAAACGACGACACAAAGAGCCGCAUCAUCCGCUUCGCUAUCAAAUACCAGCUACCUGUCGGAGAGAGUCCCGAACUCACCAUCGAAAGUCCCCAUGCCGAACCAGUAGCCUUCGACACUUGUCCGGAAGAUGAGGACCAUCACGAACACAUUGUGAACCUCGAAGCUCAAGGCAUCAUGGUCUAUGAGAGAGCCACUGGAGAUGAGAGUCAUACCAUGUGGAUGAUCAAACCUGCAGUUCACCGUGAGAUAACCAUAGACCUUCCUGACGUCCUUGUAGAGUCUUUGGGAAUUGGUGCUCAUGUUUUGGCGCAGUAUUUGACCCAUCUGGCCGAGAUCGGCAGCGAUGAUCCAGCUGAUCAUCCACCCCCGCCUCCAGUACUAUGCCGUAUUUGCGAGCGUCAGAUCACGCCUUGGUGGUUUGAGAAGCACACUGAGUUAUGCAUGCAGGAGCACAAGGCCGAAAUGGAUGUUCAGAUCGCCCAAGAAAACUUGACCGAGCACCGCGCUGCCAUCGUCAAGGUUUUGGAUGCUUUGGAAGCUCAAACGCACCAUUCUCGCCCCGGAGCACCCGACUCGGGCUCUCCCCUUCCAACACCGUUAUGCGAUUACAAAGGACUCCCUAUCGGACCCGCUUCUCAGCCUUCAUCUGGUCCUUCAUCCGGCCGUGCAUCUCCCGCCGGUCCUCAGAUCAAGGCACGAAGUACUUCCCGCUCAGGCUUGGGCCAAUCGAGAGCCAAAGCCUUCGCCGUCAGACGCCCUCUGGCUCGCAUAGUCGAACUCGUCCUUGAUCUUUGUGACACUGCUUUAGAGAUCAGUCAACCUGCCGUCAAAGAUAGCUCCCAAGACGGUGAGAUCAGGACUCAAUCUCCUCAGUCUGAGGGUAGGAUAUCACAAGUGUUGCAAUGGUCACCACCAAACACAAAUACUGUCGAUAACGAACAUGGUCUCGCGCUGCUCGCUGAAGACACUUCGGGCUUUUGCAAAGCAAAAGUAGACGCUAUAUUCCGUCAUCGACGCAUCCUGGAAUAUUCAGAACGUCUUCGCAUCGAGUUCCAUAUCCUGGUGCAAGAGUGUAUCGACGAGGCAGUUGCUAGAGCUGCACGUAUCGCUAGUGGAGAGAUCAGUGACUCAAGCGAAUCCUCCUCGGCCGACGUAGAGAACGAGGAAGAACAGGACAACGAAGAUCAUGACAAAUUCAGCCAAAUCGGGGAUGCCAUGUCCGACAUUGAUGGCCCAUCGUCCCGCUUGCCUGAAGGUAUGCAGGAGGACUUCUCGAUCAACCCUUACGGAUCACCUGUAGCGCUGUCGGCCAUGACCAUGGCGCUGCGCAAUAUUCCUGAAGCGUCCUCAUAUCGCAGGGCUUCAUCCAAUGCGGGUUCUUCGCGGUCAAACAGUCCUCAUGGUGCUAGGACGCCACGUUCUUAUGGAAGUGCCCUCAGUACUUUAAUCCACCAGAAGCGAGCGGCGAUGUUGGCACCAGAAAGCGAUGCAGGUGCGGAGAGUGAUAGUAGUGUCCGUUCUUCGUUGGCCUCAAUGCCAGUGCGAACUGACUCACCAGCUCCUGAGCUGGCUCUCAGCCGGGUCACUAGCAACCGUGAACACAAGCGAAGGAGUCUCGUGCUCCCCAGCUUGGCGAACACCAGUAGACAGCAAUCGCCAACCCGCAGCAUUGCUCCUUCUUCGCCUCUGCGAGUCGCAAAGCCUCGGAUCCCAAGUGGUGGAGAAUCUAUUCCCUCGCCUCUGACUUCCCCGCUACUGUCUCACGACCACCAUUUCGCAUCUCCCAUCCUAAGAGCUCAGUCACUCCAUCAUCACCAUCACCGACGCCAAUCUUCUGCGACCCAAUACUCUGAGUCGUACCGACCGCCGUCUUCUCCCAGGUUGAGUGCAGUGAACAGUAACCCGCAGCCUCGGGCGGUCCAAACCUCCAUCAAAGAUUUUGAAAUCAUCAAGCCUAUCAGCAAAGGUGCGUUCGGUAGUGUUUACCUCACCAAGAAAAAGGUCACUGGAGACUACUAUGCCAUCAAAGUUCUCAAGAAGGCCGACAUGGUCGCCAAGAACCAAGUCACCAACGUUAAGGCCGAGCGAGCAAUCAUGAUGUGGCAGGGUGAGAGUGAUUUUGUCGCAAAGCUCUACUGGACCUUUGCCAGCAAAGACUACCUAUAUCUUGUCAUGGAAUAUCUGAACGGAGGUGAUUGCGCCUCUCUAGUCAAAACACUAGGUGGACUGCCCGAAGACUGGGCAAAGAAAUACUUGGCCGAAGUUGUCUUAGGCGUACAACAUCUGCACGAUAGACAGAUUGUACACCGUGACUUGAAGCCAGACAAUCUCCUGAUUGACCAGAAAGGACACCUCAAGCUGACAGAUUUUGGUCUUUCGCGGAUGGGGCUUAUCGGGCGUCAAAAGAGAAUGCAAAACAACAAGCUGGGCGAUGCACCGGAUUUACUUAAGCUCGGAAAACGCGAAGCAUCUAUCGUUUCGUCACGCUCCACCUCCUUUGACUUCAAUGGCAGUCAAUCUCCAGUUCCUACGCCAGGACUGACACCCGCCUUAGCGGGAGAGCUUGGUCAGCCAUCAUACUUCAGCUUGACGAGAGGGGAAUCUCGCGAGCCUUCACGAAGAGCCUCUGGUCAGCGAAGCGAUAGCGGAGAAAGUGAUGCUCUGGCAAACAUGUUCCGUCGUUUCUCUAUCGUAGACACAGAGCCCUCUAAUUAUCAGAGACGAACACCGAUUGAAGAGGAAACAGCUAGCGAAGGCGAAUCACCAGAACCAUACGCUCUUCACCCUGUCAUGAGUCACAUGAGCGGUCUAGGCACACCGCCUGGCCAAUCUGGUAUGCUACCGCCACCAAUGGCAUUAUUCGAUCCCGACGACAGUUCUCGCAGAUUUGUCGGCACGCCUGACUAUCUCGCACCAGAAACAAUCAACGGAAGUGGUCAAGAUGAGAUGAGUGAUUGGUGGUCAUUGGGUUGUAUACUCUUUGAGUGCUUAUACGGCUACCCACCAUUUCAUGCAGAGACUCCCGAUCAGGUGUUCCAGAACAUCCUGGAUCGUAAAAUUGAUUGGCCUGACGAUGAGGAGUGUCCUGUGACCUCGGAAGCAAAAGAUCUCAUGAACAAACUGAUGUGUUCGGAUCCCAAGGAGAGACUAGGGUCCAAUACUGACGAAAACUUUGCGAACGGCGGAGAUGAGAUCAGAGCUCACCCAUGGUUCACUGAUGUAGAGUGGGACACUCUUCGAGAAGAGGAGGCGUCCUUCAUCCCUGCGCCAGCGAAUCCCGAGGAUACAGAAUAUUUCGACUCCAGAGGGGCCACGCUACAAAACUUCAGAGCCGAGUUCGAGGAUCAGGUUUCAUCACCCAACACACCUGGCGCCGAUUAUCCCGAAAGGCCCCAUGACGCCUUGUCCAGGGUUAGAAAUCAGGUCAAUUCGAUCAAGCGAGGACUCAUGCCCCUGCAUAUACCUGCACACGUCAGAGACGGCCGUAGCAGAAGACUAAGCGAGCCAGUUGCGACCGAUGAUUUUGGCAAUUUUCAAUUCAAGAAUCUUCCUGUGUUGGAGAAAGCAAAUAAAGAUGUCAUUCAGAAGCUUCGAGCUGAAGCAAUGCAAGCUCAGAAUAAAGUCGCUCAAGGCCUUGUUUCUCCGUCUCCGGUGAUAGUCUCGCCGUCUCCGUCGGUUGAGUCCAGUCCAGUUGGACCCGCGCCUCUGAAACGUACGCUAUCAUCAAACAAGGGAAACAAUAGACCCGUUUCACCUUCUCUCUUGAGCAAGACGAAUUCAUCACCAAGCAGAGGCUCCCAGCCAUCGUCACCAUUGCUAGUGUCAUUCAGCGCUGGAGGACAUCACGAACGUAGGAAAACGUCUACUUCUUCGUCACUCGCUCAGCAAAUCAGCGCGUUGCAGUUGAAUAGUAACCUGCUGGAUGCUCCUAAUCUCCCAGCUGGCUUCAAAUCUUUGUCCGCAGCUUCAUCUCCGAUCAAAAUACCAAAGAGUCUGAACGGCCAACAGGGCUACAUGCCAGAAAAGUCGUCCCUACCAAACGGCAGGCGCGGUAGCAUAUCGUCACCACGGCAGCGUUCUCACACCAUAGGAUCUCAAGAUGAUGAUACGCCACCUGGGCCGAUCUCUCAAUAUAAGCGAAGAAGCAUGGCCUUCGAUGCUUCACCAUCUUCAUCAGAUAACGAAGACCAACGCGCAAAGGCUCUGCUGAGAGUUCAACGCAGGAGGCAGAGCACUCGCAGACUCUCACAAAUUACCCUGGCCGAAGGGCCUGCGUUCAGACCACUGGAUGUAUUGAUAUGCGAAGACCACCCAGUGUCGCGCCUUGUCAUGGAACGACUCCUCGAGAAGCUUCGUUGUCGCACAAUAUCAGUGCAAGAUGGAUCUGAAGCAAUGCGUUAUGCUAUGAGUGAGGUCAAGUUCGACAUCAUCAUGAUGGAGUUCAAGUUGCCUCAAAUUAAUGGAGCAGACGUGGCUCGCAUGAUCCGCGAUACAAAGAAUGCCAACUCGCAUACUCCAAUCGUCGCGGUCACCGGAUACCUCAAAGAGCUGCAAGCGCCGCAUUACUUCGAUGCGUUGAUUGAGAAGCCUCCGGAUACGGCCAAAUUGACCGAGGUCAUGAGUCGACUCUGUCAGUGGAAACCUCCUCCUCCAGGAUGGACGCCUGCACAACUACCUAUGAUGCCGUCCUCGAGUCUCCGAAGAGAAUCUCCCUUAACAGAAGAGAGUCCAACAACUAGUUCGAUAUCUGGCUUUGGCAUGCUGACGAACAGCUUCCGAGGAUCGAGCAGGGAGGACUCAAUAGGAUCAAAUUCAAUACCUGAGACAGACAGUCAAUAUGACUCCAUUCCGGUGAUCAUAAGCAGACACACCAACGAUUGGCAAGAGUCAGAGCUUGAGCGUCAGUUCGGCGGGCUUGGCAUUAGCCCAGAGGAGGUGAUGCAUGCAAGAACGAAACCUCCGCCCGAAACCAAGAUGCCGGCGUUGACAGAACAUAUCUCCGCACCUGGACAACUCGAAAGUCCACGAGAAGUAUCACCACGCAAGCGAUCGUCAGAAUCAAUCGAAGCGAGGAAGAGGUCUUUCGAGGUUGGAAUGCACGAGUGUGCAGAGUCAGGAGACGAUGAAGACGAAGAGCUGGGCAACGCUCAGAUCCGAGCACGAUCGCCCAAGUCUAAGACACGAGGAGCAUCGAAGCUAGGAACAGAGAUGUUGCGCACGAAUAGUCAGGGAAGCGUGGUGUCGAACGAAGGAGAUAUGGCGACGCAUAAUCUCAAGGCGACCGCGUCGCUCACAGGCAACGAGGAAGCGGCGAUCGAAGAGGAGGGAGCAACCUUGACGCCGCCAGAGUUGUUCCUGCCGCGCAGAAUCAGAGUCGUGGAUACGGACAUGACGCCUCGACCGCAUUACAACAGCGACCCUGAUCCUGAUCCAACGCCACGAGCAUCCACAUCACCAACACGGAAGGAAUGA